AUGCAGGCUGGGCGACGAUUGCAGCUCAUACCCCGCGGAGAAAAUCUUGCAGCAGGCAAGCAGAGAGAAGAGAUUGCAAGUGAUUGUUCUGAGUCAAACUUUGGACAGACAACCACCAAGAUUCUCAAGUCUCGAUGCGCGUUUCGACCUCACGGACUUUCAGAGUCCAACCUUGACCCUUUCCUGACAGCCAAGUGGAUAGUCGAUUCGAAGCUGUCUACAAUGUACACAACUCACAGCACAGACUUCCAGACAAAGUUUGGGUUUGCCAAAGAUAGUGAGGGCAAAGACAUUUUUCCAACGCUCUGGUCUCGCUGGCAUGUGCCGUCCGAGGACAAGUUUCCCAUGGAUGAAGUACCAUGGGGAAGAAUCUGCGCUCAGUUUGACUGGCCCGACGUCACUGCGCUGGGAGAUGGAUACGCCAAUGCGUACUAUCGCAAUGCUCUGCGGCAUGAGAACAUGACGUGGGUCUGGAUCAAGGACAUCUCAAGUUGCAAGUGCUUUCCCAGCUGCUAUCAGUGCACGUACAGGGUCGCGGGACUGAGCCCGCAGUUCGAGUUCAUCAACAAGACUUGCCUCGCGACCUACAAGAACACGAUAGAUGACUGCGAGUACAAGAUCGUCGGAGUGGGUGGGGGGCCGAUGGUGUAUCCGACAGCGAUCACGGACAUGCCAUGCACCAAGGUGCUGGCGGCAAAGGACGUGCAAGUGCCCGGAGGCGUGAUAAGAGCUCUGAACCUGACAGGCUCGUCGUCGACGCUCGAUCGUUCCUUCCUGAGGGCGUCAACGAUGAUGUUUCAUCUCAGCGUUGUCUUGUUGCUCAUUCGAGCUUCGACCGACUUCUGA
This is a messenger RNA of Guillardia theta CCMP2712, 846 nucleotides long. RefSeq lists its product as hypothetical. The coding region runs from base 1 to 846 and encodes 281 amino acids. Lineage: Eukaryota; Cryptophyceae; Pyrenomonadales; Geminigeraceae. The record is from RefSeq and is a predicted model, not a curated record. The transcript is spliced from 13 exons.